This is a messenger RNA of Ilex paraguariensis (yerba mate), 213 nucleotides long. The record is from the annotation of a GenBank genome assembly. Lineage: Eukaryota; Viridiplantae; Streptophyta; Magnoliopsida; Aquifoliales; Aquifoliaceae.
AUGUCGAAAGAAGUGAUGGAAGAAGGAGAAUCUGCUGAACAAGAGAGAGACUAUGUGGAGCCACCGCCAGCGCCUUUCAUUGACAUGGAGGAGCUGAUGCUAUGGUCCUUCUACAGAGCUGUUAUUGCCGAAUUCAUCGCCACCCUACUCUUUCUCUACAUCACAGUCGCCACCUUAAUCGGCUACAAGGAGCAAGCUGAUGCUUGCAACACU